This is a messenger RNA of Diorhabda sublineata, 4362 nucleotides long. RefSeq names its product microtubule-associated protein tau (gene tau). Gene Ontology annotation, cellular component: neuron projection. NCBI's taxonomy places the organism in Eukaryota, Metazoa, Arthropoda, Insecta, Coleoptera, Chrysomelidae. The record is from RefSeq and is a predicted model, not a curated record. Bases 34 to 1803 code for a protein of 589 amino acids. Gene Ontology annotation, biological process: neuron projection development; microtubule cytoskeleton organization. Gene Ontology annotation, molecular function: microtubule binding. The transcript has 9 exons.
CAGCUUUUGUGUGAGUGAAUUGGUAAUAAGAUAAUGUCAGAACAGCCUCUACCCAACGGCCCUACAACUGACAUAAAUUCGUCAAAAAAUGAAGUUAGAGAAAUGCCAAAAUCGCAACAAAACGGCCAAGGAUCCCCGCCGAUCCAACCGCCUGGUCCCCCUAUAAACACACAACGCCCCCUAUACAGAAUCGAUAGCAAAAGCAACUUUCUUUACCGACCGCCGUUUCCCAAUCAACCCCAGCAACAAUUCGUUCCGCCAAGAACACCGAUACAACGACCACCGGGAUCUCAGCAGAUUCCUCAAGGUCAAACUUUCGCGACGAAUCAACCGAGACCCAACUUCAGACCUAAUUUCUCUCCGUUUCCCCGACGACCUCCCGGUAUAUUUCAACAACGUUCCGUACCGGGAUUUGGUAACGUUAGACCGUUCGUACCGGAAGGAGGUAUAGUUAGAUCUCAAACUCUGGAUCCGACAGAGAUUGAUCGAUCUAAAAAUGACGAUAACAAAAUUAAUAAUCCGCCGAGGGAUUUUGUCAAGCCGCCCUCCAUAGCCGCCAUGAACAACAGGAGUUACAGUUUGAGUUCGAACCCGCCGGAAACGACGGCGGAAUCUAAAGAAGAAACUAGGAGGAAAUCGGUCAGCAGCGUGGAAAGUUACGGAGAAGGUAGACCGUCUUCCAGACAAAGCUCCGAUUCCAAUGAAAAUUUAGAAGAAGGUCCUUCCAGGCCGGAAUCUAGAUCCACCUCGAGGAUGAAUAAGAUCGUGGAAGAUGAAGAUAAAUCGCAGAGCUCCUUGACGGAGGUAUCGCAAAAAAGCGUCGAUAUCAGCCCUAAAUCUCCGAUAAAUAAAACAGAAGAAAGUACGACACCAAGUCAAGAAUUUAUACGGGAAAAUAUCAACCAAGCAUCACCUUCCGUAAAGCAAGAAAAACGUUUGGACUUGGAGGAAGCUAAAUCGACAACUAAAGAAGGUGAUAACGAUAGUGGAGUGGAUGAGUCUACACAAGGAAACGACCAAGCUGCUAACGGCGACGGCAGAUCGGCCAGAAAAAGUUCGAAAUCGAGGACGUCGACGUCUACGCCAGUAGCUAGAUCUUCAUCAAGAGGAUCCAAAUCACCCAGCUUGAAAAGUCCAGAUUCGAAUGCUACUACACCAGGUUCAACUAGCGAAAAGAAAAAACUUCCUAUGAAUAAAAUUCAAGUGGGUAAUGCGCCGUCCCCUAAUUUGAAAGUCGUCAAAUCCAAAAUCGGUUCGUUGGAGAAUGCGAACUACAAACCUGGAGGCGGUAACGUCAAAAUAGAAAAUAAAAAAAUAGAAUUCAAAGUUGCGCCAAGAAUAGAAGCCAAAAAUGAAAAAUAUACACCCAGAAGUGGGGAGAAAAAGAUAGUACAUCAAAAAUUACAAUGGAACGCGAAAUCCAAAAUAGGUUCGUUAGAAAACGCUACGCACAAACCCAAAGGAGGCGACAAAAAAAUAGAAUCGAUAAAGUUGGAUUUUAAAGAAAAAGCAAAACCGAAAGUUGGAUCCAAAGAUAACAUUAAACAUCAACCCGGAGGUGGAGAUAUAAAGAUUGAGAACCGGAAAAUAGAAAUCAAAGCCGGUAGCAAAAUCGGUUCUCUUGACAACGUCAAAUAUAAACCAGGUGGUGGUGAUAAGAAAAUAUUUGAUGAUAAGGAUUAUUUGAGGCAAAUGUCAGGUGUAUCUAGUAUGGAACAUUCUCUGUCAACAUCUCAGAAUUCGAUACCUUCACAGCCAGACAAAGCACCAGUUGCAGAUGAAAAUUUGAAUCAAGAACAUUAAUUUAUCGUAAAAGUUUUGUUUAUAAUUUUAUACGGAGGUCGUUGUUUGUAAUAAUAUAGAGACGUGUUAAGAUGAAUAUUGAAAAAAAAAAUAAUUUUGUCACUGAAACUAAAGUUUUAGAUGCACUUUUGGAAUAACUAUAAAAGGAAUAAUGUAAAUUUAAAAUUAACCAUAGUUUACACUAAUAUUUAUUCACUAAAUAGAACAGAAAUCGAUGUUUUGCCCCUCUUGAAAGAUUUUUUUUAUAUAUAAAACGAACUUUGAAGAUUAAAAUGAAAAUUAGCUUAAUUCGCAUUGUAUUUUUAGGAUUAUUUUGGACUUUUUAUAAGUUAAACCCAUUUUUAGAACCAAUUUAAAAAAAUAUUACUUUUCGUUCAGUAAAAAAUAAUUAUUUUUCAGUUAUCUUUAAUUUUUGUCCUGUUUUUUGCUGUAAUAUUUUGCAAUUUCUAAUUAUUUUCACAAAGAAACCAUAUAUAGGGCAUCAGAUCAAAUUUUGUGGUCAAAAAUCCCAUUUGCUAUGUUUUUUUUUUCAACAUAAAAGUGUUUUCCUGCUAUAAAAUUGGUUAUUUCCCAAUUUCGGGUAAUACAUCCAAAAGGGAACCAUAAAAAAAUUUCAGGAUAAGGUUAUAAAUUGCCUAUUUCUUGUUUAUUUAACCAAUUUCCCUUAAUUUUUCUUCAAAAGAAAAUAAUUAAAAAAAUUACAAGGCACUGUUAUUAAAAUCCACUUUUUUACUUUAAUUUUUCAUAUGUUUUGUUAUUUAAGAAUUUUGAAAGUUUAAAAAUGAUUAAAUUUACACUAAUAGUUGACCGUACACCCUCUUCUUUAAGGGCAAAGUUAAUUAAAUCUCAAAAUUCGCUUACUGAAUCUAAUCAAGUACUUAAAUCAAGAUUCUGAUAUAAUUUUAGAUAAUUUCGAGGGGUUAGAACACGUAUGAAUGGUUGCCUACCUAAUCAAAACACAAUUUUAACAAAUGAACGUUAAAAGGGGGCUAAAUUUCUAUUUAUUUAGUGACUAUGGAUAUAAAAAUAUCUUUAUCAUCUAAAUGUAUACAUAAUCACGUAAUCUGGAAUUAGUUUUUUGGUGUUGUGAUAGAUAUGUGACCAAAAAGAAAUUUAACCUUUUUUUUUCCCAAUUAUGAAACCUGUUGAAAUAAUUUUUAUUUCUAAGGUGGUUUUUAGCAAUAUUGAAUUUACGUAUGAAAAUUUAUCACGUCUACACUGAAAAAAUUUUUUAAAAUACAAGUAUCUAAAUGAUUACAAAAAAAAUGUAUUCACGCUUUAAAAUAAUAUGUCUCAUUCCUAUUUUUUUUUGAAUUGAGGACUUAAAAAUAAUUGUACGUUUUCUUAGAUCAUUUCUUAUUCGUUUUUUACAUUUCUAAUAAAAACAACUUAAUAGGGAUUAUUAAUGAUAAAUUAAUAAUGAAGAACUAAUUAACAUGAACGUUUUUCAAUUGAUUUCUAUCUAAUUUCUUGGGUCUUUUAACAAAAAUGUAUAUUGAACAUAAAAAAAUUGUUGGUAAGAAUUGAUCUAAGUAAACUUUUUUCGAAGUAAUUUUUAUUUUAAUAUAUUUGUAAGGCAUUUUUCACAAGUGCUAUUUCCACUAUAUAUUUUCUAUUCCUAUUUUGUAAUUUUUUUGGAAUAUUGUUAAUUUAAAUAAACUUUGCAUAUAUUACAAGUAGUCGCUUUAAUGAUAGAGAGCACCGUAAACAAAUCACACGUAGGAUAGAACACGUAAGUAUUUUUUUUAUUAUUAUUUUAAAAACGUAGGGCUUCGAUGAGGUUUAUUUUGACCAUAAAUAGUACAGCCACGUGGUACAAAACGUGCACUUCAGUUGUUUCAAUCGGUAAUUGGGAUGAUGUACAACCCAAUACACGUGGGGGCUUUAUCGAUGUUUGUUUUUACCCCCAAGUGACCAAAUCCCAAAUAAUCUUUUGUAAACUUAUUUUUUUUCCAGAAGAAGAAAGUUCAUUACGAAUCUGAUCGAUUAACGAGUUUACCUUCUAGACCGCAAAGUGCUAGAACUCUUCAUACAUUGCACGAAAACGAAAUUGACUUAACGACUAGGUGUUUAACCAGAUCUGCAUCGCUUACAAGAAGAAAACCGCUAGAAAAACCUAGAUGGAGAUACUAAAUUUACCACCUAUCGAAUAACUAAUAGAAAAAAAUCACUUUUCACACGUUGAAAUUUAUUAAAUACAGUCCUGGAUAAAAAUUAUCACUAAACGUUGAAUCGUUUAGUAAUAAAUUCGCAUUUGUAGUAAAUACCGGGCGGUAGUUGUACACUUUCUGUUUAACGUCACAAAUCUGAUGUUAAAUAACCCCCUCCAAAAGUCUAAUAGGAUAAAAUCGGGUCAUGUAGUGACCCUUUUCACUUUUCCGUUACUCCCUGUAUUAUCAAGACGUAAAUUGUGGGCAACUUGGAUGGUACGUUAUUGAAAUAAAAUGAUGAUUAAAGUACUCAAUAUAUACAGUGUGACUAAAAAAAAUUAAAUAAAAUCUUUAUUCGAAAAGUUGUAUAUUAAUUUUAUCAAUCCACCAACCCGAAUAUUUAAUUUUU